ACACACACACGCACACACACACACACACACACACACACAGACACACACACACACACACACACACACACACACACACACACACACACACACACACACUCUCUCUAUCUAUCUCUCUUUUUGUAUCUCUCACUCACUCACUUUUGCUCUCUUUUUUCUUUUGAUGUCCAUCUGUCCUUUUCACAGGAAAUGAAGGUGUUCAAAAUUACUUUGACCCCUGGGCGACAGCAGAAGGUGACUUGAAGCAGCGCAGGAUGUCCAGGGUUGGAGCGGGAGAUGAGCUAGAAUUAAAAUUCGUGCAUGAGGACGAGCGGGGUCUCUAUGAGAAAAUAUCUCAGAUGCUGAAUGAAGAUGAAGCUUCAACUGUUAUAGAUUUGCCUGGCAGUUUUCGGGAAGAAAGACUAGUUGCUAUGGCUUCUAGAGUCCCGCAGGCUGGAUGGAGAGAUCAACUGAGGGAGAAGUUGGAGGAGGAGAGAGAAGAGGUUAUCCCCCACUAUGUGGGACAACUUAGAGAACAUGUGCAGGAUGACAUGAUCCCUGUGGGCAGGGCUUCACUGGAGCAGGAUGGAUGUAUGGCAGAGGAGAAGGAGUGGCUGAGAAAACAGAGAGUGAUUGCUGUCUUAAGGGGGAAUACAAAGGUAUCAUAUCCCAUUAGAGACAUGGAACAAGAGGAAGCUGCUCUGCAGGAUCGGCUUUAUGCAGCUUUCCAGUGUUCAGAGAGACGUUUGCUGAAUUCACUGCGUCAGCGUCAGGCUGAAGUCAUUGCCAAGUAUGGAGAAAUCACUGAAAUCACUGAACCACUGGGUAUCGGAUCUGAUCUUCCCUGGCAGGUGGAGUGGACACGAACCCCACAGCCAAUGGAGGUGUGUGUGGUGUGUUUACGGACAGUGAGGGAGAAGCUCAGUAGGGGGCUGUACAGCGUGCGUGUGUCCCUGCACAGUGGGUUGGGUGGCCCUGCGCUGCGCUGGUCCGGCCUGAAGGAGCAGCAGUGGACAGGAGUCACAGAGCCUGUGGAACAUCACGGCCAAAUCUGCGAUAUAGAGCUACUCAUUAACCAGAACCUCCAUGUGGUGAGAAAACACACAGACUAGAGUCAGUAACACACAAUAAAAGUAAAAACUAG
Ictalurus punctatus (channel catfish) is the source of this 1120-nucleotide messenger RNA. RefSeq lists its product as uncharacterized. The coding region runs from base 252 to 1088 and encodes 278 amino acids. NCBI's taxonomy places the organism in Eukaryota, Metazoa, Chordata, Actinopteri, Siluriformes, Ictaluridae. Gene Ontology annotation, cellular component: perinuclear region of cytoplasm. The record is from RefSeq and is a predicted model, not a curated record. The transcript is spliced from 7 exons.